UGUUAUGGAAGUUCUGCUGGGUUCAGAGAACUAAUGCAGCUCUGCCUCUAUAUAAGACAGAGCAGAGGCGCCUUUCAGACCAGGCUCAGCUCCUCUCAGACCUCCAGCACACGGCUGCUCCUCUCUCCCUCUCUGUCCAUCUCUUUCCUUCUGCCUCUGCAUCCAUCCAGCUGGGAUCCAGUGAGGGAACCAUGAAGACUCUGUCUGCUGUUCUGUUCCUGGUGCUGCUCUGCUCUGUGCAGCUUGUCUACAGCAAUACACCAGGUCGUCCUUUUCCCUGUUGUAUGGAUUAUUACGACAAAAGGAUCCCACUGAGUCAGAUUGUCUCCGUCUCCGAGAUCAGCAGCAGCUGUCCUAAAAGAGCAUUAGUGUUUGUUAUCAAGAGAAACCGGUCUUUCUGUGUAAAUCCAGAGGAGGCCUGGGUCAGGAACCAUGUCAGUAAUCUGGACAACAGCAAGAACACUGACUGACAACAGCAUCCAUAAAAACAGCUGAGACCAUCAAUCAUGGAUCCAACCUCCAGUCUGACACUGAAGGACUGACCAGAAGAGGAGAUGAAACUCCUGAUGUUAGAUUGUUCACGUCAUCUGAUAUUUUAGCACGUUUUGUGUUUUGUCUCAAUUUUUACCCUUAUUCUUGUCAGAUAUAUGUAUGAUAUAUUUAUAUUCAUUUGCUUGGGUAAUAUACAGAUGUCAUAAUACUUAUUUGCUUGCAUUAAAAUCGUGUUUUAAGUUUUUAAGUUAAGUUAUCUCAAUUAUGCAGGUGUUUUUACUUAAAGUUCAUAUUUUAAGUGAAAUCAUAUUUUCAGCAAAUACAGUCAGUAUUUUAAGCUCUUUUACGAUAUGUGAUGUGAGUUAAAUAAAACAGUUGCUUUGUAAUUUUGUACUUGCAAAAAAAUUUCAUAAAGGUAGUGAAAAACACUAUAACAAUCUAGUUACCAACCGUUUCCAUGCAUUUAAAGAUUUUUUUACAGUAGCAAUCAAAAUUAGAAAACAAGUGACAUUUGUAAUUUAUGAAUAAAUAUAAUCCAUGAAUUGAA
This is a messenger RNA of Brienomyrus brachyistius, 1039 nucleotides long. Its product is annotated as C-C motif chemokine 2-like. The record is from RefSeq and is a predicted model, not a curated record. The transcript has 3 exons. Gene Ontology annotation, cellular component: extracellular region. Gene Ontology annotation, biological process: G protein-coupled receptor signaling pathway; immune response; cellular response to tumor necrosis factor. The coding region runs from base 192 to 470 and encodes 92 amino acids. Lineage: Eukaryota; Metazoa; Chordata; Actinopteri; Osteoglossiformes; Mormyridae. Gene Ontology annotation, molecular function: chemokine activity; CCR chemokine receptor binding.